ACUCACACACUCACAAGCAAUACGUAUUCACAUUCAAAAAUACACACGCGCAUUAUUUAUAAUUUAAAUAAAUAAUUAUAUAUUUAUAUUUUUUACGACACCGUUUUCAAACACAAGAAUGUGGGAACAGUUCAUAAAGUGCUUCAAUAAAGGCGGCAAGGCCAAGGGCUGCGAUGCAGUCCAGCUAGUCGAUCUAUAUAAGCGGGUGCCGCCCAAUCAGCGCAAACAGUUCAAGGCGUUUGCCGAGAAGAAUGAAGAAUACAAAAUGCGUCUUCGGAAAUAUCCACCAGAUUUGCCGGCAAUCGAUUGGGCGUUCUAUAAGCAGAAUGUGCGGCAGGAGAUGGUCAGUUGGGUGUUGGAUUUCGAGAAGAAAUACGACAAGCUGGACAGCAUGUUUACAAACCGACAUUCCCUGAUUGAUCAUUCCAAGUACUUUGGAGAGGUGAUUGAGCAAACUAAGGAGGUCGCGAAGGAAGUCAAGAAGUUCAAGGCGGAAUCGAACAAGCGCAUCGAGCUGCUGGAGGAAAAGAUGGAGCACUUGAAAUGCAUGAAGCCCUACGCGGAAAUGACCAUGGAGGAGUUUUGUCUAGCACAUCCACAAGAGGCGCCAGACUUUAUAAACAAACCCACCUUUUGGCCACAUACACCCGAAGAACAGAAGCCCGGGCCAUCGGAAGAGGUGGCGCAUGAAGAGCCACCAGAGGAGCCUGAUGGAUCAGGCAAGCCAACGUCAAAAGAUGAUAAAUCAGACCCGAAAACACCGCCAGCCGGAUCUGCACCCGCAGCUGGUGAUAAGCCUCAAGCUCCAGCUAGUGCAAAAAAGGACGCCGCAAAGGAUACAAAGGAUACCAAGGAUAAAACGAAGGAUACAAAGGAUAAAACGAAGGAUCCAAACGAAAAAAAAACCAGUCCUCCAUGCGAAGCAGAAAAAGAAGAAAAACUUGCCGAUGGAAAAGUAAAAGCUCAGGAAAGCCGUGAAAGCCAGGCGGUAGAGACUGCCGCACAAUUUGCGACAAAGACUGUCGAUUUUGCCAAAGAUUUGGCCGCAAAGGCUGUUACCAUGUUUAAGGGUCUCUGGCAGAAAGUCGGAGAGAAAAGAAAAGAGCUGGCGGAGAAGGAAUCUGAUAAAAAAAAAGCCGCUACAUUGGCAUCUAAUACGGCGGCAAAACCGCAACCUGACGAUGAUGAGCAUAUCCUUAAAAGGGAGACCGCCUCCGACAUAUGCAACAAGACAAUUAUCCGAGGAGAGGAUACAGCAAAAGCUGAUGUGAAGCCGCAUCAUGUCGACUUGGAUAUCGAGGCGGAUCCGCAACAAGAUGAGGAUAAGCCUUGUAAGCGAGAUGGCAAGGCGGAAAAAGUUUGCCAGUCAAAAUGUGAGGAGGCGGAGGAGGAAGAGUGCCAACAAGCUAAGGAAAGCUGUCCAGAGGAAGAGAAACAAGCGGCAUGCGUGGAAGACAGUAAGAAAGAUUUGGGUGAAUGUGAGCAGCGUGAAUGUGAGCAGCAAGAGGAAGAUCCUUGCGUUCAUUGGCACAAGAUCACAGCCAAGCCAACGGAUAAGCCCCAAUCCCGUGAGCCAACCGACUGCAAACAAGUGGACAUCACUUACAGCAGCACGGACUCGAAAAGUUUGUCACCUGUUCACCAGCUGCCUUUUGAUGCACAGACAUUUGGAUAUAUAUUGCCGGAUCGCAAGGUAGCAGAAGGCGAUCAGUUGCCCAAAAAAGGAACUGAAACACCGCAAGCCAUUUCAGAACAACUAAAAGAGUCCGCAGAUCCCAAGCAGGAGCAGCAACAGGUCAUUGCUGACCCGGUUAAGCCAGCUAAGCUUAACGUUCAAGCUCCCCAAAUCGUAAAUGAGCCGAAAGCAGAAAACGCACAGGAGAAUAUUCCUCAAGGAACCAGUUCAGCAGUGCAGUUGAAAUCGGAGGAAGAUACGGACUAUAUGCAGGCCAAUCAAGACACGAAAGAACCCGUCCAGGGUGUGGCGGCCACAACGAUUGCCCUGUCGGAGGCUCAACAGGCCAUAACCAGCUUCAAGGACGAUCUACCAGAAUCGGGCCAAGAUAAGACGAGCAAAUUGAGUCCGGAAGAUGUGGCCAAGCUCGUUUUCGACAUGGCAACCAGUGCUGCCUCUCUGCUGUCCGAAGCCAAAAAGAUCAUCGAAAGGGCAAGGCUGGAGAAGGGCGAAGGAAUAGUUGCCGCCUACGAAAAUGCCCAGCAGAAGGUGACUGUGGCCUUGGCCCAGGCAUAUAAGGCCUUGUCAGCGGCCAAGGAAGCGGGACUCGUUGAUCCUACAGCCAUUGCCCUGAUUGAGAAGAACGCCAUGCUGGCGCAGCUAUUGGCUCAUCGUGCCAUCACCAUGAAGAAGGAGAUUGCCAAGGUUCUGGCUGAUCUCAAGAGGAACAAUUGAGUUUUUCAGCAGCUUGUCGUUGUUAUUUAAAUGUAGUUCAACUUUAUGUUCGAACCGUUUUCAUUAAAUUUGCUGUUGGGUUUA
Molecule: messenger RNA, 2494 nt
Organism: Drosophila montana
Lineage: Eukaryota; Metazoa; Arthropoda; Insecta; Diptera; Drosophilidae
Gene: knon
Product: knotted onions
Exons: 2
Coding region: 119-2410 (763 amino acids)
Biological process (GO): proton motive force-driven ATP synthesis
Molecular function (GO): proton-transporting ATP synthase activity, rotational mechanism
Source: RefSeq, a predicted model, not a curated record